Messenger RNA from Hermetia illucens (black soldier fly), 1317 nucleotides. RefSeq lists its product as uncharacterized. The coding region runs from base 84 to 1214 and encodes 376 amino acids. The transcript has a single exon. Gene Ontology annotation, molecular function: sequence-specific DNA binding. Lineage: Eukaryota; Metazoa; Arthropoda; Insecta; Diptera; Stratiomyidae. The record is from RefSeq and is a predicted model, not a curated record.
UCUCUUGACGUUUCACUGGCACCUGUCAAUUGUGCGUCUAUUUACCUUCAACCGCUCUGGAUUUUGUGUAUUCUUCCGCGAAAAUGGGUGGAUGCCGUUGCACUUUCCGCGAUUGCACCAACAGCACAGCAAACUCACCGGGCACGCACUUCUUCCACUUCCCCUUCAGGGACUGGGAGCGCUGCGAAAAGUGGGCAAAAUACUCGGGCAACAUGCACUUCCUCACCCUCGAAGUGAGCAAACUUCGAAACAAAGUUGUCUGUGAAAAGCAUUUCCACGACGAAUACUUCAUGAACUACAAAAAGGAGCGACUCAUCCAAAAUGCGGUGCCCACGUUCAUCCGCCUGGGAAACAAUCACGUUUUGGACUUUUCUGAGAGUGACAAUCCGCAGCCCAAGUACCUGGAGCCGAGCAACCUUCAGCAUCUCAUACCUCCGCAGACGGAGAAAAGCUACAUUGAGCAAGUAUCCAAGCUCAACACUGUACAGGACAGCCCACCCCCGGCGAAAAAACCCAAUCUCCAGCAGCCACGGAUCCUGAACGUCGCCGCCCCGCAGAACUUGAUUUCCAUGAAAACACCCGCCAACCUCACCAUGAUCCCGACCCAGCCGGAAUUCUCAAUUGAAUCCGUCUCCGAGGCUGAUGUCACCGAGAUUGACUUCGGGCCCGCUAUGAGCCUCGCAGAAGAAAGUGUCGAGGACUCGGAGCUGGAGACAGAAAAGAUUUCCCUAAAACCAGAUCACGAGAAAGAAUUGGAAUUCCUUCAGGAGAUUGACUCUCUGAAAGUGGAACUGGAUGAGAAGACGAAAGAAAUGCAUCAAAUGGAAAAAGCGAUGAUCAAAAUGCGGGAGCAAAUCGCGGCAUACGAGGCCAAGGCCACGAAGCAAGUAACCCAGGUGGAGACGAUCACGACAUCGAAGAAGCUGGAGAGCUCAGGCGGCGUCUCCACUCCACUAAACAAGUCGCAGCUUUUCAAUGGGAUCAAGAAAUAUCUGAGCCCGUCGAUGGCCACUAUGGUGCGGAUGGAGAUGUUCGGGGGACCGGAGCGCGAGUGGAAGCAGGACGAGAAGAACAUUGCGGUGGAACUGCUCAGCCUGGGCGAGCAUGUUUUCGAGUAUGUUCGGGACGAGUGGCGGUGCAGGCUCCCUCCGAAGCGGGACGUGGAAGAGUGGUUGGGCAACAGAGGACAAUUUCAGGAGGACGAGGACCUUUAGCACUUUUGCGCUAUAUUUGGUGUCUUUGUUUGGACUUAGUUAAGUGGAAAGUAGGAUUAGAAAUGGAACUCAGAAUAAGAAAUAAAUUGAAGUUUUUACUGAA